This is a messenger RNA of Ipomoea triloba (trilobed morning glory), 2108 nucleotides long. RefSeq lists its product as uncharacterized. The transcript has 5 exons. The coding region runs from base 348 to 1802 and encodes 484 amino acids. The record is from RefSeq and is a predicted model, not a curated record. NCBI's taxonomy places the organism in Eukaryota, Viridiplantae, Streptophyta, Magnoliopsida, Solanales, Convolvulaceae.
UAGUUUUCUGCUUCCUUUUUUAUUUUUGCUUACCUGUGUUUGGAGGUUAUUGCCGGAAGAGACAACCCACCAGUUGUUGCGGCUCUCUGAAGAUUCGAGGAGAGGGAGAGAGAUAGAGAUAGAGAGAGAAAAGCAAGCUACCGGAUGGUGAUGGGAUCGUACCACAAUCUCAGCUAGUUGUACUACUGCUGGUACUAACAAGCGGUUCCCUAUACCAGCAACACAAACAUGAAAAUGCUGUUUUGAAUUCUCUUCAGGGUUUUUGAUCUACUGCUUUCUCAGGUCAAAUAUUUGCAUUGGUGUGUGCUUGCGCGAGGGCGUGUUUCAUAAGUUCAUAGGAUUGCUUGAUGGGUUCUAGAUUCCCAUCUCAUCAGCUCAGCAAUGGCCUCUAUGUAUCGGGCCGGCCUGAGCAGCCAAAAGAAAAGGCCCCAACGAUGAGUUCUGUGGCCAUGCCCUAUACUGGUGGUGAUAUCAAGAAGUCGGGAGAGCUUGGAAAAAUGUUUGAUAUCCCUGUGGAUGGCUCCAAGUCAAGAAAAUCUGGUCCUAUAAGUAACGCCCCAUCAAGAUCAGGAUCGUUUGCAGGAAAUGCUUCGCAUUCCGGGCCUAUCAAUCCUAGUGCUGCUGCUAGGGCUGCCUACUCAACCUCAGGUCCUAUUUCGUCGUCAAUGGUAACUGGUUCAGCUUCAAUGAAGAAAUCUAAUUCUGGUCCUCUCAAUAAGCACGGGGAGCCUAUAAAAAAGUCUUCUGGACCUCAAUCUGGUGGAGCAACUGGCCGCCAAAAUUCUGGACCUCAACCACCAGUUUUACCUGCUACAGGUCUUAUUACUUCUGGUCCCAUCUCAUCGGGCCCACUGAACUCUUCUGGGGCACCAAGAAAGCUCUCUGGUCAAUUGGACUCUAUGGGCUCCAUGAAAAUGCACGGUCCUUCUAUUGCAAGCAACCAGGCUGUGACAACUCUUACUCAAAAUGAUGAGUUCUCCUUCAGAAGGAACUUCCCAAAACCUAUCUUGUGGGCAAUGAUUUUGCUGUUUGUCAUGGGCUUCAUUGCUGGUGGGUUUAUUCUUGGAGCCGUGCACAACCCCAUACUUCUAAUCGUUGUUAUAGUUCUAUUCGGGAUUGUUGCUGCGUUGUUCAUGUGGAACUCGUGCUGGGGAAGAAGAGCUAUCAUUGGUUUCAUUGGUCGAUAUCCAGAUGCUGAAUUAAGAACUGCAAAAAAUGGGCAAUACGUCAAGGUUUCCGGGGUGGUGACCUGCGGAAACGUCCCUCUUGAAUCGUCCUUCCAGAAGGUUCCUAGGUGUAUCUAUACGUCUACAAGUUUGUAUGAGUACCGGGGCUGGGAUUCCAAAGCUGCAAAUCCCACACACCGUCGUUUUACCUGGGGACUUAGAUCAUCAGAAAAACACGUGGUCGACUUUUACAUCUCUGAUUUUCAGUCUGGAUUGAGAGCGUUGGUUAAAACUGGCUAUGGAGCGAAGGUCACACCGUACGUGGAUGAGUCUGUGGUUAUUGAUGUCAACCCUGUGAAUAAGGAGUUGUCCCCAGAAUUUAUCAGGUGGUUGGGAGAGAGGAAACUUUCAAGCGAUGAUCGCGUAAUGCGAUUGAAGGAAGGGUAUAUCAAAGAAGGAAGCACAGUUAGUGUAAUGGGAGUAGUACAAAGGAACGAAAAUGUGCUUAUGAUCGUACCUCCUCCCGAGCCAUUCACAACCGGAUGUCAGUGGAUGAAAUGUAUAUUUCCAGCUAGCCUCGAGGGCAUAGUUUUGAGAUGUGAAGAUGCAUCAAAAACCGAUGUCAUACCAGUGUGAUAUAGUUUGCGUGUUGCAGUAUAGAUGGUGAUAGAAGUAAUGCAGUGAUGCCAUAGUUAAGGGGUGACAGAAUAUUGGUUGUUUGAACAUAUAGUUGAUAUCUAAUUUUGUGUAUAGUUAGUAGGCUUUCAUUUUUAUUAUUAUUUUUUUAAAUUUUUUUUCGGUUCACUCUUAAAGCAUGAAAGAUUUUGUAAUGGGGAGUGGUUACAUGUUUUGUUUGAACAGAUUGUGGUUAUGCUGGAGUUGAGGAAAACAGUUCUGUUGGUUCUUUGUAUCAGAUGAGAAUUUCAUGGGGCUUUUUUUUCC